Molecule: messenger RNA, 1578 nt
Organism: Phaedon cochleariae (mustard beetle)
Lineage: Eukaryota; Metazoa; Arthropoda; Insecta; Coleoptera; Chrysomelidae
Source: the annotation of a GenBank genome assembly
UAUUUUUGAGUUCGGGUGAAUGAAGUUGGUUUUGUUUUGGUUCCAGGGUUGGACUUUAUCGAGGGACAAGGGGAAGAUUUCGAGAGAGCUUUAGAACUUACUGGUUUUGGAAAGUUCCACUUCUUACUAUUGGCAGUAUGUGGAUUCAUCUACUUGAACACCGCUGUUGGUAUCACGAUGAUAUCCUUCGUUCUACCCUCAGCAACUUGCGAUUUCCAGAUGUCUUCUUCAGACAAGGGGUGGCUUACUGCUGCCCCUAUGCUUGGGAUGGUGAUUGGCUCAUAUUUCUGGGGAUGCCUGGCUGAUACCAAAGGAAGAAAAGUUGUUUUGAUUGGUGCUCUACUCAUGGAUGGGAUUUGCGGAUUGUUAUCCAGCAUUUCACAAGUGUAUUGGUUGUUUAUGAUAAUGCGAUUCUUGAAUGGAUUCGCAAUAACAGGCGCUAUGGGAAUAUGUUUUCCUUACUUGGGAGAAUUCCAGCCAAACAAAUAUAGAGAGACAAUUUUAUGUUGGAUGGAACUGUUUUGGACAUUUGGAGUCAUAGUUUUACCAGGUAUCGCUUGGAUUAUUAUCCCGAUGGAAUUCGAGUACCUGACCGACAGUUUCAAAUUCGCCAGCUGGAACCUGUUCGUUGCAGCGUGCGCAGUACCCAGCAUCCUCAUAGGGCUCUGGUUGUUCUUCUUUCCAGAGAGCCCCAAGUUCCUGCUGGAAUGCGGAGAAGCAGACGCGGCUCUGGAAGUGCUCAGGGAUAUGUAUGCCAGCAACACGGGAGAUGAUGGAGGCAACUUUCCAGUUGUGAGUUUAAGAGAAAAAGUGCGCACAAUGAGCGUAGUCUCCCAGCAGUCUGCCAGGAGCAUUCGAAGCUUGAGGAUCAGGAAGCCGAAGGAGCUGAAGCUGUUGCUACGAGAGAUUUGGGAACAAACUAAAGCCUUAUGCACACCUCCUCAUCUGAGGUACACCAUCAUAACGUGCUUGAUACAAUUCGGAUUGACUACGAGUUACUACACGUUGAUGAUUUGGUUCCCUGAACUCUUCUACCGAUUCGAAGAGUUCGAGAACAUGCACCCGAACGAGAAGGCCACAGUUUGCGAGGUCUCCUCGGUGGUGAUCACGCCCAAUGCGACAUUGGGGCACACCGAGUUCUGCGGAGAGCCCAUAGCAGAUUCGGUAUUUUUGCACACCCUGAUAAUUGGCCUGGCCUGCAUACCGACCAGUUUCUGGCUGCCCCUGUGCGUGCACAGACUGGGGGCGAAGUUCUUCUUAGUUUUCAGCUUGAUAGUAGCAGGAGCGGUGACAGUGGGCCUCUACUUCGUGGAUUCGACCAUGACGAAUCUGAUACUCUCGUGUAUUUUUGAAGCUUUAACGAGUCUAGGAAUCAGUACUGUAUACUGUGUGAUGGUGGAUCUUUUUCCAACGAAUUUGAGGGUCAUGGCUGCUGCACUAUCGCUAACCUUUGGGAGAGGAGGAGCCCUCAUAGGAAAUCUACUAUUCGGUUUCUUAAUCGACUUGAACUGUGUAGUGCCUAUAGUACUUUUUGCCACCAUGCUACUAGGUAAUGACCAUUCCGUAAUUAUUUUAGAA